AAAAACCUCAUCAUACUGUGCACUGGUUUUAUUCUAAUUUUCUCUGCAUUUCGUGGAAUUCAGAACUUACAGUCUAGUAUUAAUACAUCAAGUUAUUUAGGAAUAACCACCAUGACUUGUGUAUAUUUAUCCAUGUUUUGUACGUGUAUAUUCGCUCCCAUUGUGAUUAAUAUUUUCACGGCCAAGUGGGCGUUAUCGAUUGGUAUGUUGUGCUUUCUAAUAUGGUUCGGCGCUAAUUUUUAUCCACGUUUUUACACUCUCAUACCCACAGCAUUGUUCGCUGGGUUUGGACAAGGAAUUUUAUGGAGCGCCGAAAUUUCUUAUAUUCUUAAAUUAGCAUUCGAUUCAGCUCGUAUUACCAAAGACCAACUAGAAAACGAGAUGUUUCGAUUUCAUGGAAUUUUUCUUGCCUGUUUCCAAACAACGCACAUCUGGGGGAAUUUAAUUUCCUCUGUUUUAUUGAGUCAUAGAUCAGAGUUUAUACCUCCAGCAGUACCCGAGACUUCGUUUGAUUAUUUGAAUUAUACAGAUCCCGGGAUGGGAUACGAGAUGGAGGGUGCGAUGGAGGAACCCCCACCGAUAUCAGCUGGACAAUUAUUAUGGAAGUUGAUGUGUGCCUAUAUUGUUCUAGGGUUUAUAGGAUUUGGUUUAAUAUUAUUAUUACUUGAUAAAAUAGGGGCCAGAUCAGACCCUGAUAAAACAGGAUUUCAGUUAGUGGUACAUCAUUUCAAUCAGAUGAUAAAUCAUAAAACAUUUCGUAUGUUAAUACCACUGUUAAUAUUUAAUGGUGUUCAACAAGGUUUUAUAUUUUCAGACUUUAAUCAUUAUUUUGUGACGUGUGCGCUGGGAGUAGAGUAUAUAGGAUAUUCUAUGAUUAUACUAGGAGUAGCUAAUGUUCUCAGUUCUAUAAUGGUGGCGCUGUGUGCCCGAUAUAUCCCACGGGAAGUGGUUCUAGGGUUCGGUAGUGUCAUGCAUAUAGCUUUAAUGAUUGGUUUUCUAAUCUGGAUUCCAAACUCUCAACCAAUGAUAUUCUUUCUACUGUCUGCUGCCUGGGGUGUCUGCGAUGCUGUCUGGCAGACACAGUGUAAUACAUUGAUCUGUAUCACAUGUCUGGAUGAUCCGGAAACAGCCUUCGCUAAUUAUCGAAUGUUACAGAGUCUAGGAUUAGCUCUAGCGUUUGGAAGUGGAACGUUUUUCUGUGUGUCAGCCAAACUUUAUUUUCUAAUGACAUUAUUAGUAGUUGCUAUCAUGUUUUACGUACUUGCCGAAUAUCGG
This is a messenger RNA of Lottia gigantea (owl limpet), 1275 nucleotides long. RefSeq lists its product as hypothetical. The transcript is spliced from 5 exons. The record is from RefSeq and is a predicted model, not a curated record. Gene Ontology annotation, biological process: regulation of potassium ion transport; regulation of muscle contraction. Lineage: Eukaryota; Metazoa; Mollusca; Gastropoda; Lottiidae. The annotation marks the transcript as partial. Gene Ontology annotation, molecular function: potassium channel regulator activity. Gene Ontology annotation, cellular component: striated muscle dense body; plasma membrane.